AUGAUUAGGUUAAACCCGGAUACCGCGGACCGCUUUUUCCGCCUUCAGCAGUUGCUGGGGAGGCGUAAGAUUAAGCGCGCUUCGGCUUCUAGUGUAGUUAAUUGGUUAAUCGACUCGUCGAACCACAUACUCACAGCUCUGAUUGAUGGUUCGUUGAAUAUAGCAGAUGUUCCCGAGGAGGUCAGAAACGCGGAUGUUUCCGCGGGAGCUGGCGGAACUGGCGGAGUUGGGGGGGGCAAAACUAGGGGGAACGUUGCAGGGGCAGGCGGGUUCGGGGGAAGCAAGUUUGCGGAGCUGGAAGCUGCGCUGAAGAAGUUUGCCGCAGGGGAGCCGCGGGUUCGCGUGGGGGGUGCACGGGUUGGCGCGGGGGAGGCGCAGGUUGGCGCAGCGGAGGCGCGGGUUGGCGCGGGGGGCGCAGAAAGGGGCGAGGGAGAGCGGAGCAUUUUGGGGGAAGCCAUGGGGGAAGAGGGGAUUGCGGAGCGGAAAAGGACAGGGGCGCAGGGCAGGGGGGGUGUUGCUGGGGGGAGACAGGGAGGUGGGGGGAGAGGGGGGCGGAGUGGGGCAGGGGAGGGGGCAGCCAUAGCGGGAGCUGUAGCAGGAACGGGAGCUGUAGCAGGAACAGGGGCUGUAGCAGGAACAGGGGCUGUAGCAGGAACAGGGGCUGUAGCAGGAACAGGGGCUGUAGCAGGAACAGGGGCUGUAGCAGGAACAGGGGCUGUAGCAGGAACAGGGGUUGUAGCAGGAACAGGGGUUGUAGCAGGAACAGGGGCUGUAGCAGGAACAGGGGUUGUAGCAGGAACAGGGGUUGUAGCAGGAACAGGGACUGUAGCAGGAACAGGGGUUGUAGCAGGAACAGGGGUUGUAGCAGGAACAGGGGUUGUAGCAGGAACAGGGGUUGUAGCAGGAACAGGGGUUGUAGCAGGAACAGGGGUUGAAGCAGGAACAGGGGUUGUAGCAGGAACAGGGGUUGUAGCAGGAACAGGGGUUGUAGCAGGAACAGGGGUUGUAGCAGGGAGUUUAUCAGGAGCAGCCAGAUACAGGGCUCAAGCCAAGGCUACAAGUGAGGCUCGGCUUGAGGGGGCAGAAGAGACAGCACAAGGACAAUCAAACAAACGUCCACGAGGCACGGUAUCAGGAGUCUUGGUGACAGAAGGUUCGGUGCCAGCAGGUUUGGCGCUAGCAGAUUCGGUGACUGCUGGUUCGGUGUCAGAUGGCUUGGAAUCCGGACCUGCCAUUGGCUCAUUGGAGCAGCAACACCUGUCUGACGCUGCAGCUUCUGUAGCUGCCACUUCUGCUCCAGCUGCCACUGCUGCCACUGCCGCCAAUGCUGCUACUGCUGCUACAGCUGCUGCUGCUGCUACAACUGCCCCAAUGGAUGGGACUGCUGCCAAUUUGUUGGAGCCGCUUGGAACUAGAGAUUCACCUGAAGCUGGGAAAACACCUGACAGGGACAGGUCAGGUCCUGCCAGCGCUUCAGGUGCUGCAGAACCUCCAAGCAAAGAGACUCAGGUGAAUGCACAGGUGAAUUUUGAGAGCUCUGACCUGGGAAUGCCAGAGGAGUUUUCUCAGGUGAAUAAGCAGUAUGCUCAGGUGGGUGCUCAGGUGGGUUUUGAGCAUGAGCUAGAUGUGGAGGGGGACGCUCAGGAGGAUCAGGAGGAGCACGGUUCUAGAGCUCAUUAUAAUAAUCAGCUGCAGAACCAGCAGCAGCAGCAGCAGCAGCAGCAGCAGCAGCAGCGGCAACAGAACGACCAGCAGCAGCAGCUGCAGCAUCAACAGCAACACCAGAAUCCGACUCAAAACCAGCAACAUGCUUUUCAGGAGCAGAUGGCAUAUGCAGCGCACAUGCACCCAUUCGCAACAACUCCUUCCCACAUGCCAUACCCAUACCUUCUUCCCACGGGCCAUUUGGACUUCCCCUCUCAAAACGACUGGGUGGACAUAUCCGAUGCUGGAGAAGGAGCAGGAGUGCAAAGCGGCAUGGAGGAAUUGAAUGCGGUGGAAGGAGUCGAACAGGCUGGAAAAACGGUUUCGAAGGGUCGAGUGGAAAGGGAGGAAGGUGAAGAAGAGGAGAGUGAGAUGGACGAGUCGAGUAUAUACGCGCAUGAAGAGGGGAUUGGAGGGAUUGGGUUGGAGUUUGGUGGGAGGGAGGGAGGUGGAGAGGAGAUUAUAGUGGCUAUUGAUUCUGAUGAUGAAGAGGAGCCGAGUGGCGAACAUCUGUUGGAGUCGAGCAUAUACGCGCAUGAGGACGGGAUUGGAGGGGUAGGGUUGGAGUUCGGUGGGAGGGCGGGUGGGGAGGAGAUUAUAGUGGCGAUUGAUUUUGAUGAUGAAGAGGAGGUGGUGUUUGCAUAG
This is a messenger RNA of Closterium sp. Naga37s-1, 2349 nucleotides long. The record is from the annotation of a GenBank genome assembly. NCBI's taxonomy places the organism in Eukaryota, Viridiplantae, Streptophyta, Zygnematophyceae, Desmidiales, Closteriaceae.